CAAUGUGGAAGUGAAAGGAAACUGUGUGACAUCGCUGUUUCUCAAGUUUAAAUAGUUACUCAUGGAAAGCGAAAUUCGCCAGUCAGUUGUGUUUUUUCACCGUGCGGGAACUCGGAUGGCGAGAAGCUGCCGCCGCCUAAAACAAACAACUGGAGAGAUAUUAAUGGCGGUCAGUCUGGCAGGUCUCCAGCAGCGUUUCAGCGAUAUCAAACAGUACUCUCUCCCAUGAGCAGCCUGCGAUGUUGAAAUGAAGCUUGAUGAAAAAGUUGUGAGCCAUUAUGAGUCUUCCAGCUCUCCAGUAGACAAAGAGGGCUACCUGUUCAAGAAGGGUGAGAUAAAGACUUCCUAUCAGAAGCGCUGGUGUGUGCUCAAGGGGAACCUCCUCUUCUACAAGGAACGGCCGACCGACAGGGACCUGACAGGGGUGAUUGUUCUGGAGGGCUGCACCGUCCAGCUGUGCGAGUCCGAAGAGCAGUUCGCCUUCUCGUUGGUGUGGAGCGAGCCGGGCCUGCGGACGUACAAGUUUGCUGCCGAGGACCAGGACAGUCAGGAGAGCUGGAUCAAAGCCCUGCUGUCGGCCAAUCACAGCUACCUGGCCCUGCUAGUGAUGGACCUGGAGAAGAAGUACAGAGAUGCAUUAGCUGAGUUCCCCAGUGAACCAGCCAAGCCUUUCGUCAUGCCAAGUUUCACAGCAGAAGCUGGAUUUCCUGCAGCCUCCUGUUUGAGUGGACAAACUUCAACGCUCUCUUCAUUUCCAGCACAAGGUGCUGGAGCAGGACCCGGUCCGAUGCUUCAAGCGCCGACCGUUUCAUCCAGAACAGCCAGUAAAAGAUCACCCAAACUGUGGCCCAAGAGGAGUGCAAAUGUGGUGCCUGUUAACACUCCUGCUCCGCCUCUGGGGGAAUGGUCAGGGGUCUCUUUCAGCUCCCAGGAGGAUUUUAGUAAAUUACAUGACGAUUAUGGAAAAGAGGUGAAGGAACUGAUUGCUGAUUGGUCAAGGAGGGGACGAGGUGUUGAUGUUGUUCAGGAAGAAAACCUCAUAGAUUUCGGUUGAUGGAUGUGGAAUAUACGCAAUGUCUAAAUCAUAAAUCCAGUCACAGUGGUGGUAUUGAAAAGCUAUAAUGUGUAAAUAAGAAUUGCAGCAAUAAUUGUGAAGAUAUAUUUCAUAUAUUUGUACAUUUUUUGUAGGUAACUGUUUCUUUUUUACUUGAUAUGCCAUAGUCAAUAAAUGAUCUAUGAUCUCCUGCUCUAUUAAUCUUUGCUUCUCAUUAAAGUGAAGCAAUUUCUUUAUGUGAGGUUUCAAACAAAAGGUCACACGUAACAAUUUUCAAAGGUUUAAAAGCACCAAGUGUGACAUCCUCCUCACUGAUCUUUAUCUGCUCUGUCAUCCAGUCAGCUACAUGGAUGCUGUUGUUAGCAUGAGAUAACACCUGUCAAGUUUUAUAUGCCAUGUUUGCAAAAGAUUUACAUUUGAGUAAUCAUUCAAAAAAUCACAUGUAUGUAAAUACUUUACUUAGAAACAAAGGCUUGCGUCCUAUGUGUCUGGUUAUCAGAAGGUAAUCCACAAAUCAGAAUCAAGAAUCUUUAUGGUAUAAGAAGUUUUUGAUAAGGUUUCUGAUUGUUGCUCAUUUCGCCAUGAAUAUUUAAUAUCGUUGAGACAAACACAAGUUUUGUAAAUCUGUUUUGGUGGACUUUUAAUAAAUUAACUGAUAAAAUCACA
Messenger RNA from Acanthopagrus latus (yellowfin seabream), 1720 nucleotides. Its product is annotated as sesquipedalian-1-like. Gene Ontology annotation, cellular component: recycling endosome; early endosome; trans-Golgi network. The transcript is spliced from 4 exons. Gene Ontology annotation, biological process: endosome organization; retrograde transport, endosome to Golgi; receptor recycling. Lineage: Eukaryota; Metazoa; Chordata; Actinopteri; Spariformes; Sparidae. The record is from RefSeq and is a predicted model, not a curated record. Bases 248 to 1054 code for a protein of 268 amino acids.